Molecule: messenger RNA, 520 nt
Organism: Hydra vulgaris (swiftwater hydra)
Lineage: Eukaryota; Metazoa; Cnidaria; Hydrozoa; Anthoathecata; Hydridae
Source: RefSeq, a predicted model, not a curated record
ACAAAAAGGCUGAGUUAUCGUUGUUGCUGUUGCCGCACAUAUUGAUUCCACCACCGCAACGAGGCUUAAAAGCUCCUAGAAUGAGUCGGGAGGGAUGUAGUGUCGAAUCAGAUGUUUGUGGAUAUGAAUGAGGAACAGAUGAGUGUCCCUGAAGCAGUUGCUUCUCUACAAAAAAACGUAUGGGCAGGCAUAGACAACUUCCCACCCCUACUUUUUCGUCUUAAUAAAAUUUAUUAUAUCAAGUUGGAUGAUCGGGCCAUCGAACUUCGUGAUGCAGCUUGUUUUUGUGGUGCGAUGGAGUUUUUGUUUAAGUGUUUUUAUGUGUUUAAUUUAAGUUAUCCACACGAAAUAAAGCCAGUUUAUGGUCUGCUUGAGCAUCUCAUGCAGAUCAAUAUUUCGAUCGGAAAAAGUGCCGCUUUAUCAGACUUCUUGGAAGCAAUGACUUAAAAGUUUGUACUAAAGAACUAAAAACAAUUACUUAUUUAUUUUAGUAGAAAAAAAUUAUUAAAUUUUUUAGUUA